CCCCCCCUCUCUCUCUCUCUGCUGAUGCUGAAGAUGCUUGUUUCGACAUUCUUGCUUCGACGAGUGCGAGAAGGGACCAUUUGACUAUUACGAUAAUGUCUGUGGCUUAAUCAUCAACACUUGCUCCGUCGUGGCCGUCUAUCCAUCAUCCUCCCUCGGUGGCCUUCCUUUUGGUUUCCGAUUCGUACAUUCGUCUGACUCACCACGAACUGCGAAGUAAGUUCAAUCCCCUCUCUCUCCCUCCUCUAGAAGAGCGUCGCGCCGGCGAGGGGGACAGCCGCCGGAGACUAGCGAGUUCGCCGUCGGGAUUGACUCCGAGACCAAUGAUUCGAUAGGCUGAUUCUUCGACUCGGUGGCGGAUCGCGUCGACGGGAAUCUCUCUUGAUGCGCGAGUUGCUGAGCUCGUUUCUUUGCUUCUCUGAGGUCGGAUUGCGAUGAGAAGGAGCUUGUUCAACCUGAACCGCAGGACGGCGCAGAGAUUCAAGCAACUUGCGAUGGUGUCCGUGGGAUCGGUGAAGAUCAAGCUUCUUCUCCUGUGCUGCAUCGCUUUCGUUCUGUUCCUGCUCGCCGGCCGUGCUUCGGUUUUCAACGGAGAGGACGCUAUCGGCACUUCCUCGAAUCAGUUCUCCGAUUCUCGGAAAGGAUAUGCCAUCCUGAUCAACACGUGGAAGAGAAAUGAUCUUUUGAAGCAGUCCAUUUCCCACUAUGCCAGAUGUUCAUCUUUGGAUUCUAUUCAUAUUGUCUGGAGUGAACCAGAUCCUCCAUCAGAGUCUCUUAAGAAAUUUUUGAAUCAUGUCAUCCAGUUGAACUCUAAAAGUGGUCGGAGAGUCGAACUAAAGUUUGAUAUCAAUAAGGAAGAUAGUUUGAACAACAGAUUUAAGCCCAUUGGUGAUCUGAAAACAGAUGCUGUUUUCUCAAUCGAUGAUGACAUUAUAUUUCCUUGUUCAUCAGUAGAGUUUGCUUUUGAUGUUUGGAGAAGUGCACCGGAUACAAUGGUUGGAUUUGUGCCUCGAGUUCAUUGGAUUGAUCAGAAAGGUAGUGCCGAUCGCUAUGUCUAUGGUGGAUGGUGGUCCGUAUGGUGGACGGGUACGUACAGUAUGGUGCUCUCAAAGGCUGCAUUUUUUCACAAGAAAUAUCUGGAUAUAUAUACAAACCAGAUGCCGGCAUCAAUCAGAGAAUAUGUUACGAGAAACAGGAACUGUGAAGACAUUGCAAUGUCAUUCCUUGUAGCGAAUGUUACUGGUGCUCCUCCUAUUUGGGUUAAAGGAAAGAUAUUUGAGAUUGGUUCCACAGGAAUUAGUAGUUUGGGAGGUCACAGUGAGAAGAGAACUGUGUGUGUCAACAGGUUUGCAGCAGAAUACAGGCGAAUGCCUUUAGUAUCGACUACUGUGAAGGCUGUUGACAGCAGGGAUAUCUGGUUCUGGUGAUGCUAUAUUUUCUCAUACACCACCGAUCAGUAUUUCCACGUUUUUGCUGAUUUAGUCAUGUUGUUCUGAUUCAACCAUUUGUUCACUAGGUGUAUAAUAUAUGAAAUUCGACAUUACUUAGCUAGAUAUUUUUUUUGUCAUUGAAGCUAUCACGCUCUUCAGAUAUGGGUUGUUGUACGGGAUCAUGUUAGAGAAGGAUGAAGCCUGGAAUGGCUUUUUAUUUUUGUAAUGACACUCCAGCAUUAGUAGUGGAAUUGCUGUUUCAUUC
Molecule: messenger RNA, 1695 nt
Organism: Rhodamnia argentea
Lineage: Eukaryota; Viridiplantae; Streptophyta; Magnoliopsida; Myrtales; Myrtaceae
Product: glycosylinositol phosphorylceramide mannosyl transferase 1
Exons: 5
Coding region: 435-1427 (330 amino acids)
Cellular component (GO): membrane
Molecular function (GO): glycosyltransferase activity
Source: RefSeq, a predicted model, not a curated record